AUGGAAUCAGGAGACACCACAAUGGUAGAUGUCUCAACGACAUUUGUGUCAACCGCCAAACCAUCACAGAAUUCUGCCUCCAAAUCCUACGAAAUAUUUUCUUGCACCGUUAAGAAGCCAGCAUAUGCAUACGCUCACCUGCGCAUGCAGUCCGACGACCCUGGCAAGCAACCAAGCCUGGACGCCCUACAAGCCCGGUCGUACUGCGCAAUUGCCAUGCAGCAAUUCCUUGGGGCCACAGGUGCGGCCGUUACUAUCGAUGUGCUAAAGGUGGAUGAGGCCAAGGGCGAGUUUUGGGUCCGUUUGUCGGGUCCGGACUUGGGCCGUUUCUCGGCCGCCGUGACCUCGUGGCCCGGUGCCGUACAGUCCGGGGUCACCACUGGCAUGAGGAUUCUGGCUGCAGGAGACUGGUUAGGCAGUCUUCUUGGGAGGAGUGAGCAGCAGUCACUGUGGAUUUCGUAA
This is a messenger RNA of Pyricularia oryzae 70-15, 462 nucleotides long. RefSeq lists its product as uncharacterized. The coding region runs from base 1 to 462 and encodes 153 amino acids. The record is from RefSeq and is a predicted model, not a curated record. The transcript has a single exon. Gene Ontology annotation, biological process: intronic box C/D snoRNA processing; tRNA processing; nuclear-transcribed mRNA catabolic process, RNase MRP-dependent. Gene Ontology annotation, cellular component: nucleolar ribonuclease P complex; ribonuclease MRP complex. Gene Ontology annotation, molecular function: ribonuclease MRP activity. NCBI's taxonomy places the organism in Eukaryota, Fungi, Ascomycota, Sordariomycetes, Magnaporthales, Pyriculariaceae.